GUCAGUUUAACAUCGACACAGAGGAGCACAGCCACACCCGCGGACACUACUGCAUUUUACUCUCUGCAGUCAUGACUCUGAAGACGCCAUGGGUUCACUUGUUCCUAUUUUUGUGUUGCGUGCAGAGCUGCCUGUGUGAACAAGAUUCGAGAGGCUUCCCUUCUACAGAGACUAAUGAUGGGGUGUUGAUCAGCUCCCAAGCCAAACGCUUCCUACGCAGUCAUCUUUCAACCGUCUUUCUCCCAAUCAUCUACAUCAUUGUGUUUGUUGUGGCACUGCCCACCAACGCCAUGGCCGUCUGGGUGUUCCUAUUCAGGACCAAGAAGAAGCAUCCAUCCUCCAUCUACAUGGCCAACCUGGCUCUGGCUGACCUGCUCUUUGUCAUCUGGAUCCCCUUGAAGAUAGCGUAUCACUUGAACGGCAACAACUGGAUCUACGGACAGGGGUUGUGCGAAGUGCUGGUGGCAUUUUUCUACGGCAACAUGUACUGCUCCAUCUCCUUCAUCGCCUGUAUAAGUGUUCAGCGUUACUGGGCCGUGGUACAGCCGCUGUCCCAGCGGCAUAGGAAUAACCGCUUGGCUGUCAUUGUCUCUAUAACAAUCUGGGUGGUAGUCUGGCUUCUCACCAUCCCUCUCUUCCUGUACGAACAGGAUGUCCGGGUAAGAGAACUCAACAUCAUCACUUGCCAUGAUGUCACCAAGCCCAGUCAGAAGAAAAUAGCAGCGGGCUACUUCCUGACAAUGGGAAUUGUGGGAUUUGUUGCCCCCACCAUCGUGUGCAUCAUAUCUUACGUACUUAUGCUCAAGGCACUCAGGAACAACAUGGAGGACCCCACCAACGCCAAGAGGCGACAGAAAGCUGUGGUCUUGAUCAUCACAGUGCUGGUGAUGUUUUUAGUGUGCUUCACUCCCAGUAAUAUUAUGCUGCUGGUGCACUACAUCCUCCUUUUGGGUGACGCCACCAACACCCUGUAUGGAUUCUACAUCACCACCCUGUGCUUAGCGAGUCUUAACAGCUGUUUCGACCCUUUCAUUUACUACUUCAUCUCUGAGGACUUCAGGAAUCACGUGAAAAACACUCUCCGCUGCAGGAGUGAGCGGACAGUGGAGAGGAUGAGGGUCUCCUUCAGCGCUCUCAAGUUCUCCAAGAAAAGCAGCGCAUAUACGUCUGAUUCAGGGAACACGCGGAGCACUGAGUGCUAGUGCUUUUUUGGUGUUUAAGCUAAUUUUUCAUCAUUGAAAUCUCAGGUUGUAAGAUAACUCCUCACAGUGACUUCUUACAUCUCUGUGAGGAAAUGUAGUCCUCCUAGAAGCUUUAAGCUGUCUAAGUUACUGCUUUUUAAAUUUUGUAAAUAGAUUUUUAUUUUUUUAUAUGUUUUGGUAAUACAACUGAUAUUCAGUGCACUUUGCUGAAUGCAGUCUUCUGCUGUUUUUAUUACAUUUCAUUGGACCAUGAAUGAUUGAACUUUGGUCUGUGUUUUUUUUACGUGUCUGAUCUUUUAGUCCACGCUGUUAUUUUGAGAUGACUCUUUUGUAAGCGUAUCAACAUACCACAAAGAAGUGAGACCUAGAUUUAGCAUGUUGUAUGAUAUAAGUUUGAAAUAUGUGUAUAUCUUGUGUGUUUUUAUAGUUAUCAUUUUUACUUGUAUGACUACAUUUUAAAGUUUGCCAAUAAAGAAAACGUACAACUUCUCCCCUA
Epinephelus lanceolatus (giant grouper) is the source of this 1698-nucleotide messenger RNA. RefSeq names its product coagulation factor II (thrombin) receptor-like 1, tandem duplicate 2 (gene f2rl1.2). Gene Ontology annotation, molecular function: thrombin-activated receptor activity. NCBI's taxonomy places the organism in Eukaryota, Metazoa, Chordata, Actinopteri, Perciformes, Serranidae. The record is from RefSeq and is a predicted model, not a curated record. Gene Ontology annotation, biological process: positive regulation of Rho protein signal transduction; thrombin-activated receptor signaling pathway; phospholipase C-activating G protein-coupled receptor signaling pathway. Gene Ontology annotation, cellular component: plasma membrane.